Molecule: messenger RNA, 2022 nt
Organism: Daphnia pulex (common water flea)
Lineage: Eukaryota; Metazoa; Arthropoda; Branchiopoda; Diplostraca; Daphniidae
Gene: Pgm1
Product: phosphoglucomutase-1-like
Exons: 10
Coding region: 105-1790 (561 amino acids)
Biological process (GO): carbohydrate metabolic process
Cellular component (GO): cytosol
Molecular function (GO): magnesium ion binding; phosphoglucomutase activity
Source: RefSeq, a predicted model, not a curated record
CCGCAAACACGUACAAGGUCAAAACAGACGACGUAUCAUUGACUUGUCCGUCAAAAAGUUCUAGUCUCAGUCUCUUGUGCUGUAACUACGGGAGAAAAACUAAGAUGUUGAGUCCAAUAAAAGUACCUACAACGCCAUUUGAAGGCCAAAAACCUGGCACUAGCGGCCUAAGAAAAGCGGUUAAAGUAUUUUCUCAGCCACAUUACACGGAAAAUUUUAUUCAGUCGUUGUUAACUGGAGGACUUGGUGAGGCUCUAACCGGUUCGACUCUGGUACUUGGUGGAGAUGGACGAUAUUUCUUGCACCAAGCAGUCGAGAUCAUUGUCCGCAUUUGUGCUGCCAAUAAGGUAUCCAAGCUGAUUGUUGGGCAGAACGGAAUUCUUUCUACUCCUGCAGUCUCUUGCAUGAUUCGCAAGUAUAAGACCAACGGUGGAAUUUUGCUCACUGCCAGUCACAAUCCAGGUGGUCCUGAUGCCGAUUUCGGCAUCAAGUUUAACACCUCCAACGGUGGGCCUGCACCUGAUGGUGUAACCAACAAAAUCUAUGAGCUUUCUACUGGAAUCAAGGAAUAUUCUACAGUACCAGACCUGAAAUGUGAUAUUAAGACCAUUGGAACUCAGCAAUUUGAUAUUGAAGGCCACCCAUUUACAGUUGAAGUCGUAGACUCUGUCAACGAUUAUUUGGAGUUGAUGAAAGAAAUCUUUGAUUUUGGUUCUAUCAAAAACCUUAUUUGUGGAACAGGUCAAACCCCUCUGAAAGUGUUGAUCAAUUCAAUGCACGGAGUGACCGGUCCUUAUGUCAGCCGCAUAUUUUGCGAAGAGCUUGGAGCUAGCGCACAAAGUGUCGUAAAUGUUAUUCCCCUGGAAGAUUUUGGAGGACAUCAUCCUGACCCGAAUCUUACUUACGCCGCCGACUUGGUUCAAGCUAUGAAAGAAGGCGAUUUCGGACUUGGAGCCGCUUUUGAUGGAGAUGGAGAUCGAAACAUGAUUUUGGGUGAGAAAGCCUUCUUCGUCACCCCUUCCGACUCUUUAGCAGUCAUCGCCAACAAUAUGGAUUGUAUUCCUUACUUCCGUAAAACUGGAGUUAGAGGAUUUGCCAGAAGCAUGCCUACUGGUGCCGCUGUCGAUAGGGUUGCCGUCAAAUUGCAGAAAAGUAUCUACGAAGUCCCCACCGGCUGGAAAUACUUUGGCAAUCUGAUGGAUGCCGGACAACUGUCGCUUUGCGGCGAAGAAAGUUUUGGAACUGGCUCAGAUCAUAUUCGAGAAAAAGAUGGAAUAUGGGCGGUUCUUGCCUGGUUGUCUAUUCUGGCCACCAGGAAACAAACAGUCGAACAAAUUCUAAAAGACCACUGGACUUUGUACGGGCGAAACUUCUUCACGAGAUACGAUUACGAAAAUUGUGAUUCCGAGCCCUGCAACAAAAUGAUGGCCGACCUUGAGGCACUCAUGAACGAACCCUCGUUCAUCGGUUCUGUUCACGAAUUCGAUGGCAAAUCUUUUACGGUGGCCCUGGCCGAUAACUUUUCUUAUACCGAUCCCAUCGAUGGUAGCCUCUCCUCCAAACAGGGAUUGCGGAUCAUUUUCCAAGAUGGAUCGCGUAUUGUCAUUCGCCUGAGCGGCACUGGAAGCUCAGGGGCUACUGUCCGCCUUUACAUCGAUAGCUACGAGUCCGAUGCUGAUAAAUAUCUGCUUGACGCCCAGGUCAUGUUGAAACCACUUGUUCAGAUCGCGCUUCGAAUUUCCAAGUUGCGGGAGCUGACCGGCAGAGACGAGCCCACAGUUAUUACGUAAUAAUAACGCCGUUUUUAAUCAACAACUUGCCGAGCAAUCGAGCUGCAGUUAUUCUUAGUCAGCGCUCUAGUUUUUGUUUGUUUCGUGUUGGAUUUUGGGUAAGAUAUGAAUUAAUAGUCUAUAGAAAGUGUUGUUGUUGUUGUUGAAAUUGGAAUCUCUCCUGUUAUCAUUAAAAUUUAAUAUUUGCCGAGUGGCUAGCUGCUUUGUCUAAUAAAACAGGCAAUCUUUGUGA